This is a messenger RNA of Homarus americanus (American lobster), 705 nucleotides long. It is a transcript of the gene Prx5, whose product is annotated as peroxiredoxin-5, mitochondrial-like. Gene Ontology annotation, molecular function: thioredoxin peroxidase activity. Gene Ontology annotation, cellular component: cytoplasm; peroxisome; mitochondrion. The transcript has 4 exons. The record is from RefSeq and is a predicted model, not a curated record. Bases 18 to 587 code for a protein of 189 amino acids. NCBI's taxonomy places the organism in Eukaryota, Metazoa, Arthropoda, Malacostraca, Decapoda, Nephropidae. Gene Ontology annotation, biological process: hydrogen peroxide catabolic process; cell redox homeostasis; cellular response to oxidative stress.
AUUUACUGUGCUGCAGGAUGGCGACGCUCCUCACUCUCCACCUUCGACCAGCAUUACAACGUUCCUGCCGCGGCAAUCUCUCCCAUUUACGCUCCUCAGUCGCUAGAGCAAUGUCUGUAAAGGUUGGUGAUGAGCUUCCUAGUGUGGACCUCUUUGAAGAGACUCCAGCCAAUAACGUCAAUACCCGUGACCUCUGUGCUGGCCGCAAGGUGCUCAUCUUUGCUGUUCCAGGAGCAUUUACACCUGGAUGUUCCAAGACUCAUUUGCCAGGUUAUGUAAAGCAAGCUGAUGACAUUAAAGCUAAGGGCAUUCAAGAGAUCGCUUGUGUGGCAGUAAAUGAUCCAUUUGUGAUGUCAGCUUGGGGUGAACGUCAUAAUACAGGAGAUAAGGUUCGCAUGCUUGCUGAUACUAAUGGAGAAUUUACCAAAGCACUCGGAUUGGAUCAAGAUUUAGCUGUUUUAGGGGGCCUGAGAUCCAAACGUUACUCUCUGAUUGUUGAAGAUGGUAAGGUCACCCAGCUCAAUGUAGAACCAGAUGGAAAAGGGCUUACUUGUUCAUUGGCAGAAAAUACUUUGGCUAAACUGUAGAUCAGUUGAUUAAGCAAUUUUUUCUGUUCCACCAAUAUUCAUGAAGUAACAUAUUACCGGUGUUGUAAAGGUAUCGUGAGAAUAAUUAUCCUGUACAUUUAAAUACAAUAUACCUGUA